AUGGCUGUCUUGGACGCUCGCGCAAAGCUCACCGCAUUGCGCGAGCUCAUGCGCGAGCGCAACAUUGGCGUCUAUGUCGUCCCCUCUGAGGAUGCUCACUCGUCCGAGUACCUCGCUCCCUGUGACGCCCGCCGCGCGUUCAUCACCGAGUUCAACGGCUCGGCUGGCUGUGCGGUGAUCACCCAGACUGAGGCCCUUUGCUGGACCGACGGUCGCUACUGGCUGCAGGCUGGCAAGCAGCUCGGCGAAGACUGGACUCUCAUGAAGCAGGGCCUUCCCGAGGUUCCUUCUUGGAACCAGUGGCUCAAGGUGAGCUUGGAAGAUGGAUGUCAAAAGCUAAUGCUCCAGGACCUCGGCCCCACCACCCGCAUUGGAAUCGACCCGCAUGUCAUCUCCCAGGCCGAGGCCAAGCCAUUGAUGGAGGCCAUCACCGCCGACUCUACUCGCGCGUUUGUUCCCAUCAAGGACAACCUCGUUGACCUUGUGUGGGCAGAGGGACAGCCUGCUCGCCCCGCCCACCCAAUCUUCCGCCUCGGUGACGAGUACGCCGGCGAGAGCGUCGGGUCCAAGCUCGCCAACAUCCGUGACAAGCUCAUCAAGACUGGCUCGCCUGGUACUGUUGUCAGCAACCUUGACGAGGUUGCCUGGCUGUUCAACCUGCGCGGCAGCGACAUUCCCUACAACCCCGUGUUCUUUGCGUACGCCAUCGUCACCAAGCACGACUGCACCCUCUUCUGCCAGCCGGCGAGCCUCACUCCAGCCGUCCGCGACUACCUCCAUGCCAACGAUGUCGUUGUCCUCGAGUACUCGCAGGUCUGGGGUGCCCUUGAGAGCUGGCGCGCGCUCCUCAACAACGAGCGUAAGGAGGCCGAGGCCAAGAAGAAGGCCGACGCAGAGGCUGCUGCCGCUGCCGAGCCCAACGAGCAGUCGCCGGCUCCCGUUGCUGUCCCCAAGACGCCGACUCCCGAGCCCAAGCUCGACCCCAAGGAGAACAUUGUCAAGACCGACAAGGUCAUCAUCGGCAACAAGGCCAGCUGGGCCGUGGCCAACGCGCUGGGCGAGGACAACAUUGAUGUGCGCAGCUCGAUGAUCGAGGCUGCCAAGGCGAAGAAGAAUGCCACGGAGAUUGAGGGCUUCCGCCGCUCCCACAUCCGUGACGGUGCCGCGCUGUGCCGCUACUUUGCCUGGCUCGAGGAGGUCCUCGGCAAGGGCGAGCAGUGGAACGAGUUUGACGCCGCCACCCAGCUCGAGAACUUCCGUGCCCAGGGCAAGCUGUUCAAGGGCCUCUCGUUUGACACCAUCUCGUCCACUGGCGCCAACGCCGCCGUCAUCCACUACUCGCCUGCCGAGCAGGGCAGUGCCAUUAUCGACAAGGACCAGAUCUACCUCUGCGACUCGGGCGCUCAGUACAUGGACGGCACGACCGACGUGACCCGUACCCUCCACUUUGGCACCCCUACUGCCGAGGAGAAGCGCGCGUUCACCCGUGUGCUCCAGGGCCACAUUGCCCUCGACACUCUGGUCUUCCCCUCGGGCACCACCGGUUUUGUCAUUGACGCGAUCGCCCGUAGCCCCCUCUGGGCCGACGGUCUCGACUACCGCCACGGUACCGGUCACGGAGUGGGCCACUUUUUGAACGUCCACGAGGGCCCCCAGGGUGUCGGUCCCCGCCCGACCUACAACAAGGUCGGCCUCGUCGAGGGCAUGGUCAUCUCCAACGAGCCCGGAUACUACGCCGACGGCAAGUUUGGUAUCCGUAUUGAGAGCGUCGUGGUCGUCCGCAACGCCCAGACCCUCAACAACUUUGGCGACAAGGGCUACCUCGAGUUUGAAAACUUUACCAUGUGCCCCAUCCAGACCUCCCUCAUUGAGCAGUCGCUCCUGAGCCCGGCCGAGCGCAACUGGAUCAACUCGUACCACGCCGAGGUCCAGGGCAAGGUCGAGCUCGAGCUGCGUCAGUACGGCGACGAGCGUGCUCUCGCUUGGCUGCGGCGCGAGUGCGUCCCCAUCUAA
This is a messenger RNA of Apiotrichum porosum, 2013 nucleotides long. RefSeq lists its product as uncharacterized. Lineage: Eukaryota; Fungi; Basidiomycota; Tremellomycetes; Trichosporonales; Trichosporonaceae. Bases 1 to 2013 code for a protein of 670 amino acids. The record is from RefSeq and is a predicted model, not a curated record. The transcript is spliced from 5 exons. Gene Ontology annotation, molecular function: metalloaminopeptidase activity.